GAAUUAGAACUAUUAAUGGAUGAUUUUAUUUUUGUUCUAAUCCGUCUUGAAUUAUAACAAGAAACUAUAUAUAAUACCUUGUUCAUCUUCUAAAAACUUAAUCAUGGAUUCCUUAUUAUACUACGCUAUUACCUUUGUAUCAAAAAUUAGAUCUAGGGUUCCAAAUGAGAUUUACAAAGCCUUUCUUCAGGGUUUUGCUAAUCUUCGGAAAGGAAUUUGGGAGUUAGAUGACCUCGAUCGUGAGGUAAUUUUGCUUUUUGAAGAUCAUCCUGAUUUAAUCGAGGAGUUUCAAAGCUUUCGGACGGAUUGCCAGUCAUUUUCUGGAGUUGUGGACUACCAACUCAAGCAGUCAUGGAUUCCGAUAAUACAGCAACAUUACAGUUUUGAGGUUGAGAAUUCCUUGAGAAAAUACCCUAAUGGGUUUGCAGAAGAGUUUCAUAAGCUUAUGCGAAAUCCAUCCUCGAAAUCAGAAUCCGAAUCGGAAAAGUCAAAGAAGAAGAGGAAGGGGAGUCAUCAGGUUGAAGCGGAAUCAGAAAAGAGCAUGAAGAAGAAACGCUGCACCCCCUGCUAUGAAUUCAGGCGGGAUUAUGACCCUAAGGCGGCAGAUUCUGACUCUGAGACAGUGGUUGCAACUCCAUUAGAAUCCGAAGACAGUGAUCCCAGGAAAGUACUGAAUUCCACCUUGGUCUGUGUCCAACACAGAAAAUAUUCCUCUAGACCACCGAGGCUCCAAACACCACAAGAAAAGGUGUUGAAUGAAAUCGAAGACGAUCUGUUCCAGUUGGAUAUGACAUUGGCAUGGUUUGGCUCUGCAGCUGAGAAUAUAGAGAAAAUUUUGAAGGAAAAGAGGGUGGAAGGUAUUGAUAUCAGAGAACGUCUUACCGCCAUGAACUUGAGGUGCAUUGAAAACCUGUAUGAACAAUGUCCUGAUAUUCUGGAGUCUUUGUAUGAAAAUCCAGUUGUGGGUCUGCCUGUCUUAUCAAAGCAACUGAGGCGAAAAGAAGAAGAGUUGAGGGAGAUGAAAGAAGAGAAGAUGAAGAAGAUCCAUGGGGCGUUCGAGGAGAAGAAAGAAGAGUUGAAGCGGCUUCACUCUUGCUCGCUUUGCUGAGUUUCCCUUGGGAUUAUGCAGGGACUUGAUUGUAUAUGUUUUCUCUUGGGAUUAUGCAGAGAGUUGAUUGUAUAUGUUUUAAAGUCUUUAAAGUUUAAACCCUUGUUCUAUAGAACUACUUUUGAUUAGAUUAAUGCAAUUCUUUUUGUCAUUAAAUGUCUUCUGCUUUG
Messenger RNA from Rubroshorea leprosula, 1278 nucleotides. NCBI's taxonomy places the organism in Eukaryota, Viridiplantae, Streptophyta, Magnoliopsida, Malvales, Dipterocarpaceae. The record is from the annotation of a GenBank genome assembly.